AUGUCUCCAAAUCGUAGCACCCUCAUCGUCCACACCUCCCUGCUCUUCGACCCCAUCCAGAAAGCCUUUCUCGAAAAUGUCUCCGUCGAGGUCAACACAGAAACCGGUGCCAUUGUCCGCCUCCAUCACCGCAACACCCCCGACCUCCCCUCACCCCUGUCAAGCCGUGACAUCGACCUCCGCGACAAAGUCGUGCUCCCCGGCCUCGUCGACUCCCACACCCACAUCUUCCUCCACUCAGACAAAGACCGAUUCCACUCCCUCCAAAUGCGCGACGAAUCCGCCGUCGAGCGCACCGUGCGCGCGACCAACCACGCCCGCGCCGGCCUCCUGGCCGGCUACACGACCUACCGGGACCUGGGCACCGAAGCGCUCGGCAACGCCGACGCCAACCUGCGCGACUGUGUCAACCGCGGCCUGACGCCCGGCCCCCGCCUCUUCGUCGCCACCGAGGCGCUCGCCUCCUCGGGCGGCUACGAGAUCCGUACUGAGAAUAAGUUGACUCGUGGGGGGCCGCUGGGGUUGGGGUUGCCGCGCGCGGCGGAUGUGGUGGAUGGGUUUUAUGCGGAUUAUCGGCGGAGGGUGAUGCGGUUCCCGCCGGAUGUGGCCGGGCCCGGGGGGAGGGUGCUGUUUCCGCCGGAUCGGAGGGAGCGGAACCCCGCGGUGGUGCUGUUCUCGCAAGAGGAGAUGGAUGCGAUUGUGGUGGAGGCGAGGAUGGCGGAUGUGCCGGUCGCUGCGCACGCUGCGGAGACGAGUACCGCGCUGAUGGCGGCGAGGGCGGGGGUCACGACGGUGGAGCAUGUGUUUGCGGAUCGGGAUGGGUGUAUGGAGGCGAUGGUGGAGGAGAUGUUGGAGAAGGGGACGAUUUGGGUGCCCACGCUUGCGACGGCUGAAGAGAGUUUUGGGGAGGACAAGUUUGAUAGGUGUAAGAGGGCCGUGAAGGCGGCGCAUGAUAAGGGGGUGAGGAUAGCCGCGGGCGGCGAUACCGGGGAUUUCAACCAUGGCUUGAACUGCAGGGAGAUGGAGAUCAUGAUCGAGGCGGGCAUUCCGAUUGAAGACGUCCUCGUCGCGGCCACGCAUACCGGGUGGCAUGCCUGCGGCGGUGACGCGUCGGGAUUCCGGUUCGGGUGGUGGGACGAGGGCAACCGGGCCGAUAUCGUCGCCCUGGACACGGACCCGCGGAAGGACGCCAAGGCGAUGCGGAAAGUCAGCUUCGUCAUGAAGGACGCCCGCGUGUGGAAGCGGGAUGGCCGGCCCGUGGACAUGUUCCCUGCCACGCAGUGGCCGGAGGAGGCUGCGGAGUCGAGCGAGGAAGAGUGCAUCCAACUCAGGCAGAAGCCGGGAAGGGCGGCAACAUUUGGGAUCCCGAAUCCCACGGCGUUGAGCAUCCGCGGCUCUGGGAACCCGACUCCCGCUGCGUCGGAUGUGGGCUGGGAGACCGACUCUUUUGACGUCAAGCUCGCUUGA
Molecule: messenger RNA, 1467 nt
Organism: Chaetomium fimeti
Lineage: Eukaryota; Fungi; Ascomycota; Sordariomycetes; Sordariales; Chaetomiaceae
Exons: 3
Coding region: 1-1467 (488 amino acids)
Molecular function (GO): hydrolase activity, acting on carbon-nitrogen (but not peptide) bonds
Source: RefSeq, a predicted model, not a curated record